AUGGUGCAUCAGCGAGAUCGCACCGCAGACAUCGUGGCUCACGUUAACUUGGGGAAGCUCUCCAUGAUCGAUCUCGCAGGAUCUGAGCGGGCAUCGCAGACCAACAACAAAGGCAUGCGCAUGAUUGAGGGCGCCAACAUCAAUCGUUCCCUUCUUGCUCUUGGAAACUGCAUUACUGCCCUGAGCUCUGCGGUCGCCUUCGUGCCCUAUCGCGACUCGAAGAUGACACGCUUGCUGAAGGACUCCCUGGGUGGCAACUGCCGAACGGUCAUGAUCGCCAAUGUCAGCCCCUGCCACCACAACUACGAGGACACGCACAACACUUUGAAGUACGCCAACCGUGCCAAAAACAUCAAGACGAAGGCUGUGCGCAACGUGGUGCAGGUCAACUACCAUGUCUCCAAGUAUACGGAGAUCAUCAAGGACCUUCGGAGCGAGAUCCAGGAGCUUAAGGCAAAGCUCGCCGAGCCUCCUGAGCCGAGCCUGGCCUCAGAGGCGAUUGGGGAUGAGGGCAGCGAGCUCGACACCACACAGAGCGUGAAGUGGAAGCAUGAGCUCAUGACGAACUUCGAGGAGCGCGUGCGAAUCAAGCGUCGCUUGAUCGACCUGGCACAUGAGACCAAGAAUCAGAUGGUGCAGAAAAGCCACGCCCAGGUCGGCAUCAGCCAAUGGGAGUCGGGCCGUCAGGUGCAGUCUGACAUCCCGGACGGCCAGCGUACACCGCCCAACAUCCAAGAGCUCCAGGAGCAGCUCAGAUUCAUCAAGAGGGAACUCUCCCGCACGGAGGAGACCACGCGGGUGCUGGAAGGAAUGCUGCACGAAAACCAAGAGAAAGCCGAACGCCUCCAAGCAGAGCUGCCGAGGCGUGUCAAGAACAAGGACAUGCGUGCCUUCCUUGGCUUGAUCUCCAGGAUCUAUGUGAUGGAGGUAGAGAACAUGGACAUGCAAGAAAUGGUAGAUGUUGCCGGGCCGUUGCUGGAACAGAAGGAGCUAGAAGCCGAAGCGCUCCGGCUCCAAAUCCAGAUGCGAGACCGGGUCAUAGAGGAGCAAGACAAGCUCCUGGCAGUGGAGGGGAAGGCCAUCCAGGGCCAGAACCUGUAG
Molecule: messenger RNA, 1101 nt
Organism: Symbiodinium sp. CCMP2456
Lineage: Eukaryota; Dinophyceae; Suessiales; Symbiodiniaceae
Source: the annotation of a GenBank genome assembly